This is a messenger RNA of Amborella trichopoda, 2175 nucleotides long. RefSeq names its product beta-phenylalanine coenzyme A ligase-like. Gene Ontology annotation, cellular component: peroxisome. NCBI's taxonomy places the organism in Eukaryota, Viridiplantae, Streptophyta, Magnoliopsida, Amborellales, Amborellaceae. The record is from RefSeq and is a predicted model, not a curated record. Gene Ontology annotation, molecular function: CoA-ligase activity.
UGCCUGCACCCCGUUUCACCUGUUCCACAUGGUCCUGCAGUACUUUCUUGGUCCCUCUUUUGUCUACCCUUUCAGGCCUUAUUUAGAACGUGGGCUCUGUGGAAUAAAAAUCUAUUCGCCAAAACCUGUCAUUCUGGUCACAUAAAUAAAUAAUGCACAUGCGAAGAUCAAUGGUAAAGCAGGGUCAGAGAGAGGAAGAAGAAGAGGAAGAAGGGAGCGAUGGCAGGGCAAGACUUCUCAGUUGAUCCAAGAAGCGGUUUCUGCAGAUCGAACCGAGUCUUCUACAGCAAGAGAAAACCGAUUCCCCACCCUUCCGAUGGCUUCUUAGACGUCUUCACCUACAUCUCCUCCCACCACCACCGCGGCCGCAUCGCCCUCAUCGACGCAGCCACCGCCCAAGCUCUCACCUACCCUGACCUCUGGGGCGCUGUGAAUUCAGUUGCGGCCGGCCUCUCGGAUCUCGGCAUCAAGCAAGGCGAUGUGGUCCUCCUCCUCUCUCCGAAUUCCAUUUACUUCCCCAUCAUAUGCUUGGCGAUCAUGUCAAUUGGGGCGAUUAUCACCACCACCAACCCCCUCAACACCCCUCGCGAGAUCCACAAGCAAGCCGCCGACUCCAAAGCCAAGCUCGCCGUCACCACACCAGCUCUCGUCGCGAAGCUUGGCCUCACCAAACUCCCUGUUGUGCUCAUCGGGAGCGACACUAAGGCUCAAUCUUGUGUGUGUUCGCUGGAUGAUUUGAUGCGCAGCGAUCCGGAGAAGCGGCCUGUUGUGAGGAUAAGGCAGGAGGACACGGCAACGCUGCUCUUCUCGUCGGGAACGACGGGCGCGAGCAAGGGAGUGGCCACGACCCACCGCAACAUCAUUGCCAUGAUUUCAGUUGUCCAGAGGAGGUUUAGCUCAGGCGAUCUGCUCACCUUCUUGUGCACGGUGCCUAUGUUUCAUAUCUAUGGCCUUUGCGCUUUUGCAACGGGGUUGCUGUCCACUGGCUCGACCAUUGUUGUGCUCUCGAAGUUCGAGAUCGGGGAGAUGUUGAGGGCGGUCCAGAGAUACAGAGUGACUCACUUGCCGGUGGUGCCACCUAUACUGAUGGCCUUGGGUGCCACCGAGAUGGCGAAGGGGUUCGACCUGGGGUCCGUAAAGACAGUGGUGUGUGGAGGUGCACCGCUGAGCAAAGAGGCAACAGAGGCUUUCACGGCGAGGUUUCCGAAGGUGGCAAUUAUGCAGGGCUAUGGACUGACAGAGACCUCAGGGAUCGGGGCAUCGGCUGAUACGCCUGAGGAGAGCAGACGAUAUGGCACGGCUGGGUUGCUUUCGCCGAACAUGGAGGCCAAAGUUGUGGACCCAGACACAGGCGAGGCCCUUCUGCCGAACCAGAGAGGGGACCUAUGGCUCAGAGGCCCUUCAAUCAUGAAAGGCUAUUUCAGUAAUGCAGAGGCGACUGCUGGGGCCUUGGAUGCAGAGGGAUGGCUGAAAACAGGGGAUUUGUGCUACUUUGAUGAGGAUGGGUUUCUUUUUGUGGUGGAUAGGUUGAAGGAGCUCAUCAAAUACAAAGGUUAUCAGGUCGCACCUGCAGAGCUUGAAGCUCUGCUACUUACCCAUCCUAAUAUAGAAGAUGCUGCAGUCGUGCCGUUUCCUGACAAGGAAGCAGGGCAAAUUCCAAUGGCAUUUGUGGUUAGAAAAGCUGGGAGCUCCUUAUCAGAAGCGACCCUCAUGGAGUUCGUGGCAGCACAGGUGGCUCCUUACAAGAAGAUCCGGAGAGUGGCUUUCGUGAGCGCGAUUCCGAAAAACGCAUCGGGCAAGACGCUCAGGAAAGAUCUCAUAAGCCUCGCCACCGCCACCGCGGCCGCCGCCGCCUCCAAGCUGUGAGAUUUUUUGGAGCAAUUUUUAUAGUUUCACCAAAGAAGGGGUCAACUCCUUGCUCAAACUUUACCCCAAUGUUCCCAUCCCAAAAAGUUCUUAUAUUGUCUACCCAAACAAAAGAAAAGACAUCGUAGUCCUAUCUUUGAUGAGUUAAAUCUAACUAAAAUGAUCUAGAAUGUUAACUAAGAUGAUGUCGAAUGUUGUAAUUUUAUUUCUACAUGUAUAGUAUACAAUUUGUACCUUAUGUGAAAACAAUGUGGGUUUCAAUCAAGAGCUUGUACUCACUAUUUGAGUAUGAUCCCCAUUUCUUAUUAA